AUGGGCUACCGCCCGCGGCCCGUUCACUUUGUUCAUGUCCAGUCAAACCUCGUUACAGGAAAGUUUCCGUUAGCUGUGGUCCCUGCGCUACCCAUUGAAAAUGUAGACAUGAUUUUAUGUAAUGAUUUGGCAGGGGGCAUGGUGUUUCCUCCCCUGUUGGAUGCGGUUCUGUCCCCGCUUGUGUGUGCCUCUGAUCGUCAGAUGCCCACGGGUUGUGCUGUGGCGCACACCCGUCCUCCAGAACAGUGCGGUUGUAGUCUGCCCGCCAGUCAAGUGAAACCACGGGUACCGCCGCACUUUACUCCACCCGCCACUUCUGUACGGAAGCACAAGGCUAGGGCCACCAGGCUUCGGUCAGGUGAGCGGCACUGUCAGCACCAUGGAAAGCGUUUUGGCUCUCGCUCUGCAAGUUUCAGUUCGCGGCCUUGA
Messenger RNA from Knipowitschia caucasica, 429 nucleotides. The record is from the annotation of a GenBank genome assembly. NCBI's taxonomy places the organism in Eukaryota, Metazoa, Chordata, Actinopteri, Gobiiformes, Gobiidae.